Rotaria socialis is the source of this 1059-nucleotide messenger RNA. The record is from the annotation of a GenBank genome assembly. Lineage: Eukaryota; Metazoa; Rotifera; Eurotatoria; Philodinida; Philodinidae.
AUGACCGAUACGAAUUAUGAUGAUGAUUUAUUACCAGUAGGUGUUGCUUCUCUAUCAGAUUAUACACCAAAUAAACUACAUAUUCUAUUAACAUUACCAAUGCCUAUUGAUAUUGAAGCAUCUCAAGAAAUACUACCAGUUAAAACUGACAAUUCUUUUCCAGUACAACGAAGACAAUCAGCUAAACCUAAAUCAUCAUCAAGAAAGUCAGAUUUUAUUCGAUGUCUUAUGCCAAUAGCUCGUAUGCGUUCGUUAUCAGUUCCUAGUGAACAAGAUGGAUACCAUCAAAAACCAAUACCAAUUAGAUCUGUUCGUGCUUGUGAUAUGCGUCUGUUUAUAACUAGACAUGGUGAACGUGUUGACCGCUAUUUUGGAUCUAAUUGGUAUAUGUUAGCAUUCAAUCAACAGAAUCAAUAUCGACCUUAUCAUCGAAAUUUACCACCACAAUUACCAGCUCGAGCAAAUAAAUAUUUUUGGGCACUUGACACACCAUUAACAGUAGCUGGUUUAAAUGCUGCCAAGAGACUUGGUCGAGCAUUAGGUGCAAAAUAUUAUAUACCUACUUAUGUUUAUUCAUCACCAGCAAUGCGUUGUAUACUAACAACAAUUCAAAUUUUAAAAGGACUUGGAUUAGAACAUAAAAUACCUAUACGCAUUGAACCCGGUCUAUUAGAGUUAGGUGCUGCGAGAUAUGGUAUGAAUAUAUUUUUUCAAUCAAUUGAUUGGUAUAAAUUUGGUGUUAAUAUUGAUCUAUCAUAUCAACCGAUUGUUAGACACAUACCUCCAAUCGAACAUGAAAAUACAUAUUAUCUUCGUUCGAAACAUGUUAUACGUGAAAUUGAGAAACUUCAUAAUAAUUCUAAAGAACAAUCAACGAAUAUUCUUAUUGUUGCUCAUGCAACAUCAUCAGAAACUUUAACAUGGGAUUUAAUCGGAAAACAACCGAAUGUAAAUGAUUUAUAUAAAGUUUCACUAAAUGUUGCUUAUUUACAAACGGUUAUAACUGAACGUAGACAAGAAAAUAAAUCUUGGUCAUUAAAAGCGAUGCGAUGGGCUUAA